AUGGCAGGACCGCCCGCUGAAGAGGCUAAAGGCAAGGGCGAAGUGCCUGCCGCGUUCAGGAAGCCUGGCGUGCCUGGAGGGGAGGCAACGGCGCUCAAGGCGCCGGUGACGGUGUCGCCAGUGACGUCUGACGCCAGCCGGAUGAGACCCAAAGGAGGCGAGACGACUAUGUCGCCCGCGGUCAUGCCCAAGCUUGCGCCAAAGGCGAAGACGGUGGCCGCGCCAGGCGCAAAGGAGACGAAGGACAACGAGUCGGGAAACGAGGACUACAAUAACUUUGUGAAGUUCUUGACCACCACGAUGCAGGCCGCCAGGCGCACGAUUCUCAGAUCUGGGAGGCCGCAGAUGAGCCUCAAGGAGCUGCCUGGCAACUUCGAGCGCCGCUUCGGCACCGUCUUUGAGAAGAGUCGCUUGGGUUUGCAGGACCACAGCGAUCUGGCAGCCCUGCUCUCCUUCUUCCCGUGCUUUCUGGUGGACAGGUCCAACCCCUCAGGCCCCACGGUGGCGCUGCGGCCGGGCAACAAGGCACUGGCUCCCAAGGAGUCUGUGGCACGGAUGCUGUUCCAAAGGUCUCGAGAUCUUCAGCCAAAGAAGCUGCAGCACAUCCUGGAGACAUACCAGAAGAAGUCCGAAGAGACCAAAGCGCGGAUUGCAGAGGUGACCAAGGCGAAGCGAACCGCCCGAGAGGCGCAGCUGGAGCAGGAGGCCAAGCUGCGGGCGGCGGAGGCGCACUCCGCGGCGGCGCCCAAGUCUUUCCCCGGCAUGCCACCCGGGCUUUCAGCCGUCGAGCAGCAACCGCCUUCGCAGCUGGGUCGUUCGGUUCGUGCCUUGCCGCCUGCGGCUCAGGGCAAAGAUCCUCCGGGCAAGGCCCCUCCCAAAGCUCCUCAGGUGGUGCCCCCGAUGAAGGCGCCGCCCUUGCAGCCUGCUCAGGCCUUACAGCCGGAACCGGCGAGCGAGCCGACGCAGACUCGGGAGCAGCAGCUCCUGCAAGAGCAGCAAGACUUGGAGAAGCGGGCGCAGGAGCACAUGGCUCAGCUGGUAGAGCAGAUGCAAAAUCUCCGGCAGCAGGUCCAAAGGUCGCAGGUGCCUCCCAACAUGCUCCCGCAGAUCCAAGCUCAGAUGCAGCAGCUGAGCCAGCAGCACAGCCUCCUGCAGCAGCAGGUCUCCGAGCGACGCCAGCAGCUCGCGGCGGAGUUGGAGAAGGAGAAGAAUGCAGCUGCGCAAGCGGCGCAAGCAGCGGAGGCCGCCCGCGAAGCUGCCGCCGCGGGCGCGCGGAUGCAGGAGAUUCAGCAACAGCUGCAGAGUGUGCAGCAGCAGCAGGAGAUCCUGGUUCGCCAGUGGCACUCCGGCCAUGCCAGCCCUGUGAUGCAUCAGCAGCAGGCCCUUUUGCAGCAACAGCAGCAGCAGCUGCAGCAGCAGAUGAGUCAGUUGCGGCAAAAGGUCCAGGCCGCACAGCCGGCGAAAGCUUCGCCACCGCACGCCCAGCCUGCUCCGCAGACGCAGGAGAUGCCUCAGGUGCCACAGCAGCCGGUGCAGUCGCAGCAGGCAGUACAGCCGCAGCAGCCGGUGCAGCCGGUGCAGCCGGUGCAGCCGGUGACAAGGCCUCAGCUAGUGAGGCCCAUAAGGCCACUGCAGCCAGGGGUGGUGCAGCCAGGCCUAGUGCAGCAACAGCAGCAGCAGCAGCAGCAGCAAGCCUUUGCGCCGGAAGAAGUUCAAUCCCGGCCCGUGGACCCCAUGGAGGAGCAGCUUCAAGCAGUGCAGCACCAGAUGGUGAAGCUGCAGCUGCAGCUUUCGAGUCCCCAGCCCUACCUGGUGAAGCAGCAGCUGCAGCAGCAGCUGGUGCUGCUGAGGCAGCGCCAGCAAGCGCUGCAACGCCAGCUUCAGCAGAAGACUGCCGAAGCGCCAGCCAAAGCUCCAGAGGCUGGGGAGUCACAAUAUUUGCAGCAGCAGCAGCAGAACCAGCAGCAGCAGCAGCAGCAGCAGCAGCAGCAGCAGCUGCAGCAGCUGCAAAGCCAGCACCAGCAGACCGCGGAAGAUGGCCAGAUGGCCGGUCCACAGGCAAUGAUGGAGCAGUUGCAGCAGAAGCUGACCAGGCUGCAGCAGGAGACUCCACAGCAGCAGCAGCAGCAGCAGCAGCAGCAGCAGGAGCCACCGUCUGAGGCGUCGCAGGCGCCCCGAGCGCGGACGAUCUCACCCGUGCGCUUCUGUCUGCACUGCCUGGUGGCGAAGAAGCAGCUCCACCACCUCAGUGGCGGCUCCACGGUGGAGACGAAAGAUGUAGUGAAGGAUCACCAUGAGAUGUUUGAUGCCUUCACACGCCAGGAUUGGAAGGAAGUGGCCAGACACAUCGACUCGCAGGUGAAUGCUGAAGCUCUUGCAACGCUCGGGGAGCAGAACUUUCAGAACUGCGUGCGACUCUCCAUUGGCGCCAUCGCCCACACCCACGAGAGCCCGAAGGACGUGGAGGAGGCGGCGGAGAUUCUGCGACGGGGCGUGUUCCUGGCAAAGUGGCCCUUCACCAAGGUGGCCUAUUUGGUGACCGAUCACCCCAAGCAGACUGAGGUUCUGUGUGCCGCUCUGGCACCUCUGGGCACGGACACAUGUGCGGCAGUAGACCGAUUGGUGGACGGCAUCGACGGCUCCGCGAAGUUCUUGCGCCCAGUGGUGUUACACUUUGCCAAGAGGUGUUUGGAUGAAAAGCUGGAUGACAAGGCCCGUCGGCUGCUGGAGUGUGCCAAAGAGGUCCUUGAUGGCACCCCGGCAGAAGAACUGAAGUCGCUGCAGGCCGAUGCCAGCGAGGUGAAGUUGGGCCCAGUGGAAGACCACCACGCCAUGUGGAACGCCUACGUGAGCAAGGAUUGGAAGGAGGUGGCGCGGCACAUCGACAGCCAGGUGAGCGCUGAGGCCCUGGCGGCGCUGGGGGAGCAGAACUUCGCAAACUGCGUGCGAAUGUCAUUGGCGGCCAUCUCCAACACAAUUGACAGCCCCCAGGAUGUGGAGGAGGCUCUUGUGGUACUUCGCCGCGGCCUUUCCAUUUCAGGUUGGCCGCGGGGGCGGGCGGGGGGGCUGCUGGUGGAGUUUCGGCAGAGCGGGCGAGUGCUGGAGGCUUUGUAUCUCCCGCCAGGCACCUCCACCUCCGAAGCCGUGGAUGGACUGUCGGAGUCGGAAUUAGACGGUGAGAGCGGCGCGUUGGUGCUAGCUUUGACGCGGCGAUGUAUGGCAGAGGGGUUGGACACGAAGGCGCUGGGCUUGCUGGACAAGUACUUGAAGUUGCACAAGCCAGCAAACCCGUACGACUCUGGAGACCUCCUGGCGCUGUGGUAUGCCCUGCGCUGGCGACAGCAGAAGCGCGAGCCCAGCUACAAGGGCAAAGUGGCCGUGGUCAUCUUCAACAAAGCCCACGUUUCGAUUCUGAAGGAUUCCGGGCUUUGCGACCUGGGGGUGACCUGCUGGGAUGAGAAAACCUUCAGAUCGGAGACGGUGCCGGAGGUGCAGCGUGACUGGAAGAUCUUCAGCGACGCCAUGAGCUUCUUGACCGACGGGGCACUUGCUUUGGACACCGUGCUGGUGGAGGACUGCGCAGAGACGAUGCCACCGGCUGCAGAGCCAACGUGGGAUGCCAAGUAUAAGCGCUGCAGCGCUGGGGGGGACUGGUGCCACCAAGAUGUCAUGAUGAAGCUGGAAGAGUGGGAGGAGCGUUACAAAUGUCGCGACGGCAGCGACGUGGUGGCCUUUCACAUCCUUUGGCCUGCUGGCAAGGAUCCUGAGAAGAAAGUGGAUGUGGUGAGCGGUGGAAUGCUGGCAGAUACUACCAGUGCAUCCGCUUACAAGAAUCGACCCGUCUUCAUCGAUGAGGGCUAUGUGUGGAGCCACCAUCACCGGGUUUUCUGGAUGUUCCAUGAGAUUCAUCACAAGUACGAAGAGUUCUUCAAGGAUCAGCUCGACUUCGCCCAGUUGAUCAAGAAGACGGAUCAUCCUAUGUUCCAACGCGACCUUUGGAUCGAGGAGUUCAAGGGCGAGAACGAGAAGUUCCCGGGGCCCCACUGGAAGGGCGAUACGGAGUUCGACUGGUACGUGCAGGCCAUCACCCUUCGCCUCACAAAGGUGACGGAGCCAUUCUCCUUCCAGGAGAACGGAAGAGUGAACCACCUGGAGUCAACAAACUGACCCUUAAACAAUGGGGUCAUUUCCCCCAAAAAAUGGGGUCAUUGACCCAUUUGUGAAGGGUCAUGGAGACUCCAG
Messenger RNA from Effrenium voratum, 4242 nucleotides. NCBI's taxonomy places the organism in Eukaryota, Dinophyceae, Suessiales, Symbiodiniaceae. The record is from the annotation of a GenBank genome assembly.